This is a messenger RNA of Fukomys damarensis (Damara mole-rat), 3224 nucleotides long. RefSeq names its product zinc finger and BTB domain containing 24 (gene Zbtb24). Bases 132 to 2231 code for a protein of 699 amino acids. The transcript is spliced from 6 exons. Gene Ontology annotation, biological process: regulation of transcription by RNA polymerase II. Gene Ontology annotation, molecular function: protein binding; DNA-binding transcription factor activity, RNA polymerase II-specific; RNA polymerase II cis-regulatory region sequence-specific DNA binding. Lineage: Eukaryota; Metazoa; Chordata; Mammalia; Rodentia; Bathyergidae. The record is from RefSeq and is a predicted model, not a curated record. Gene Ontology annotation, cellular component: nucleus.
AAGCCUUCUUGGCUUGUGAAGAAAUGGCAGAAGUGGGGCCAGGGACGUAGCUCAUUGGCACAGCGCCUACCUGGCAAACAAGAGGGCUUAAGUUCAAUUCCCUAUACUGAAAAAGAAAAAGCAAAAAGAAAAUGGCAGAAGCAUCACCAGAGCUUUCUGAAGGGCAGAUUGUUGUACGCUCAGACACUCACAGUGACACUGUCCUAGCCAGUUUUGAGAAUCAAAGAAAGAAAGGCUUUCUCUGUGACAUUACUUUAAUUGUGGAGAAUGUGCAUUUCCGGGCCCAUAAAGCCUUACUUGCUGCCAGUAGUGAAUAUUUCUCAAUGAUGUUUGCAGAAGAGGGGGAGAUUGGACAGUCCAUUUAUAUGCUGGAAGGCAUGGUUGCAGACAUUUUUGGUAUCCUGCUGGAAUUUAUCUACACAGGUUAUCUCCACACUAGUGAAAAAAGCACAGAACAAGUCCUGGCUACUGCUCAAUUUUUAAAAGUCUAUGACCUGGUAAAGGCUUACACAGACUUGCAGAAUAAUCAUAGCUCCCCAAAGCCAGCAACUUUGAACAGUGCGGGUGCUCCUGUGGUUGUUAUUUCUAAUAAGAAAAACGACCCUCCAAAGCGGAAACGAGGCAGACCAAGAAAAGUCAAUAGUUUGCAAGAAGGCAAAUCAGAACUGGCUGCAGAGGAGGAAAUACAGCUAAGGGUGAACAAUUCAGUUCAGAAUAGACAAAACUUUGUGGUUAAAGAAGGAGACAAUGGGCUACUGAAUGAACAGAUUCCUGCCAAAGAAAAGGAAGAAUGUGAGCCUUCUUGUGAGGCAGGUGGAGUGGAAGAGAUGGCAGCUGAAAAAGAUGAGAACUGUGAUCCGAAGACCCAGGAAGGGCAGGACUGCGAGAGUCGGUACAGCAAGCGGAGGAUCCGGAGGUCCGUCAAACUUAAAGAUUACAAACUUCUUGGGGAUGACGACGACCAUGGUUCAGCCAAGAGGGUGUGUGGAAAGAGAAAACGCCCCAGUGGUCCUGAGGCCCAUUGUAAAGACUGUGGCAAAGUUUUUAAAUACAGUCACUUUUUAGCAAUCCAUCAGAGGAGCCACACGGGGGAGCGACCCUUCAAGUGUAAUGAGUGUGGAAAAGGCUUUGCCCAGAAGCACUCCUUGCAGGUCCACACCAGGAUGCACACAGGCGAGAGGCCGUACACCUGCACUGUGUGUAGCAAGGCUCUGACCACCAAGCACUCACUGCUGGAGCACAUGAGCCUGCACUCAGGACAGAAAUCUUUUACCUGUGAUCAGUGUGGAAAAUAUUUCAGCCAGAAAAGACAACUAAAGAGCCAUUACCGAGUUCAUACAGGCCACUCAUUACCGGAAUGUAACCACUGCAGUCGCAAAUUCAUGGAUGUGUCUCAGCUAAAGAAACACCUCCGAACACACACAGGUGAAAAGCCAUUUACUUGUGAAAUUUGUGGCAAAUCUUUCACAGCAAAGAGUUCUCUUCAGACCCACAUCAGAAUUCAUCGUGGAGAAAAGCCAUACUCCUGCAGCAUAUGUGGCAAGUCCUUUUCUGACUCCAGUGCGAAGAGGAGACACUGCAUUCUCCACACCGGCAAAAAGCCUUUCUCCUGCUCGGAGUGUAACUUACAGUUUGCUCGCUUAGAUAACUUGAAGGCUCACCUGAAAAUCCACAGCAAAGAGAAGCACACUCUAGAAGCCAGCAGCAUUUCCAGCAGUAGCAAUGCUGAAGAGGUCAGGAAUAUUCUUCAUCUACAGCCCUACCAGCUCUCUGCCUCAGGAGAGCAAGAGAUUCAGCUUCUCGUGACCGAUUCUGUACACAACAUCAAUUUUAUGCCGGGUCCUAGCCAGGGCAUCAGCAUUGUGGCCACUGAGAGUUCCCAGAACAUGACUGCAGACCAGGCUGCUAAUCUCACUCUGCUCACACAGCAGCCAGAGCAGCUGCAGAAUUUAAUUCUUUCAGCUCAGCAGGAGCAAACCGAACACAUUGAGAGCCUCAACAUGAUGGAAAGUCAGAUGGAGCCCUCCCAGACGGAGCCAGUGCACGUAAUCACGCUGUCCAAGGAAACUUUGGAGCAUCUUCAUGCCCAUCAGGAGCAAACAGGGGGGCUCCAGUUAGCAGCAAGUGCUUCAGACCCUGCUCAGCACCUGGGGCUGACACAGGAGCCCGAGCUGCCACCACCCACUCAACAUGGGCCCCAGGCCACACCGCUUGGCGGGGAGCAGAGCUGACCUGUGUGCUUGUUGACUGCUCCCUGGGCCCUGCCCAUAAACCAGCUCUAACCAGGUGGGAAAGGCGCCCUGUCUGAGAUGCCAGAUUCCAGAUCUCUGCAGAGAUGUGUUGGCCAGAAGAUAAAUAUAACUUCCAUGUUUUGGGCGAGGGCAUGUGUGUCUGAGCUGUAACACUGAUUUACAUUUAGCGCUUCAAUAUGGAUGAACGCUUUUCAUUUUCAUCUACUAUGUCUCUUAAAGACUGGGGCAGUUUUUCUUUGGGGUCACUGAUUUAGAGUUUUCUGUAAGUAUUUAAUGUUCACAACCAUAGUUUGGUCUUGCUGACCUGUUUAUACUUUUGCGGGGGAUGUGGAGGAAGUCAUGUAGGCUGUAUUGGAUAGAGCUCCUCUUCUUUCUUUCUCUGAAGCAGCACAGUUGCCAGUGCAGACAAGUCAGGGCUGAGUAUAGGGAAUCUGUCCAUUUAAUAACUUCCAAUCUGCUAGGACAGAGUAACCUGAUGUUUAAUCUUUGUAGGACACCAUAGAGUGAUUGUGUCACAUUGAAGGCAGAUUCAAACUCAGAGAAAACUAUAUCUGUAAUUCAAAAAUCAUAUACCAGGAAAGUCAAAUAUACUUUAAAAAAUAAUAAAUUCAAGUUUCCUAUAAAACCCAAUUUAUUUUAAUAGCAGGCUACUAAAUUUUUAAGUAUUAAAAUAUGAAAUUGAAUCAAAACAUUUACUCCAAAUGAACUCUGAAUUUUGUCAGAAAUAUUUGAAUUUCAUGAUGAAGUUAAAGGCCUCAAUUAUCCUGGGACAUAAAAGUAUUCAGUGUAAUUUAACUGUUAAAAAUACUCUACUGAAUUCUGAUUGAUCUCUGAAGAUAUUGAUUUGUGUCUGGGUGUGAUAACUUUCUGGAUGUGGAAACUUAUCUAUUUCAGAUUGUCAAAUCCUGUAAAAAUGGAUACAUCAUUUUUAAAAGUAAAUCUUUUUUUAACCUUAAAAGUAAUUUUAAGGGG